Molecule: messenger RNA, 2421 nt
Organism: Bubalus bubalis (water buffalo)
Lineage: Eukaryota; Metazoa; Chordata; Mammalia; Artiodactyla; Bovidae
Gene: AP5M1
Product: adaptor related protein complex 5 subunit mu 1
Exons: 8
Coding region: 322-1794 (490 amino acids)
Biological process (GO): endosomal transport
Cellular component (GO): lysosome; late endosome; cytosol
Source: RefSeq, a predicted model, not a curated record
CUCCCCGCGCGAGCGAGUGAGGAAUUAUGAUCCUUGCGGGCCACCGUCCCGGAAGUGGACUCUGGAGAAAGAAGGUAGUUGGGCUGAUAGAGAUAUGUUUAUGAGGACUUAAAGUGGGGAUUCACGGAACUUUUUGUGGCGUGCGUUGUGCCGGACAGACCCAAAGGUUUUAGUCACUUCACCUGAAGAAGUUAGCUUCUCUGCUGAGCCCGAUCUGUUUGCGGUGGAGCAGAAGGUGGCUCUGAAGACGCCUGAGAAAGCCCGUCUUGGCUCUGCCUCGGUGGCCACCUUAGUGAUAAGCUGAUGCCUUAGUGGCUUAUCAUGGCCCAGCGGGCAGUGUGGCUUAUAAGCCACGAACCAGGAACUCCACUGUGUGGCAUUGUCAAAUUCUCCAGACGGUAUCCAACUGUUGAAAAAAGAGCUAAAGUCUUCAAUGGAGCAAGUUAUGUGCCUGUUCCUGAAGAUGGUCCCUUCCUGAAAGCACUGCUUUUUGAACUGAGAUUGUUGGAUGACAAGAAGGACUUUUUGGAGAGUCGUGAUAGCUGCUCACACAUCAAUAAAACAUCCAUUUACGGAGUCCCAGUAGGAAGUGAAGAACUCUGGCCAGUUGUUGCUUUUCUGAAGAAUGGCAUGAUAUAUGCUUGUGUUCCACUGGUUGAACAAACUUUAUCCCCUCGUCCACCAUUAAUUAGCAUUAGUGGAAUUUCACAAGGCUUUGAACUUCUUUUUGGGGUACAGGAUUUUCUUUCCUCAGGUCAAAAAACUGACAGUGAGCUAAAUACCAAAUUGAGCCAGUUGUCUGACUUGCUUUUACAAACGUGUCCCUUUGGCACUUUGUUAGAUGCCAACUUACAGAAUUCAUUGGACAGUAUUAAUUUUGCUUCUGUUACUCACCUACAAAAACAGCCAGCCUGGAAAACUGGAACAUACAAAGGAAAACCACAAGUUUCUAUUUCUAUCACUGAAAAGGUAAACUCCAUGCAAUAUGAUAAACAGGAGAUAGCAGAUACAUGGCAGGUCGUUGGAGUUGUCACUUGCAAGUGUGAUCUAGAGGGCAGCAUGCCAAAUGUUACCAUUAGCUUGAGUCUCCCUACCAAUGGAUCUCCACUUCAGGAUAUUCUGGUUCAUCCUUGUGUGACAUCUCUUGACUCUGCCAUUCUGACCUCUAGUAGCAUUGAUGCAAUGGAUGAUUCUGCAUUUAGUGGACCGUACAAAUUUCCGCUCACUCCACCGUUAGAGUCAUUCAACUUAUGCUACUACACUUCCCAGGUCCCUGUUCCACCAAUUUUGGGUUUUUAUCAAGUGAAAGAGGAAGAAGUACAACUAAAAAUAACAGUUAAUUUAAAACUUCAUGAAAGUGUGAAAAAUAGUUUUGAAUUCUGUGAAGCUCAUAUACCUUUUUACAACAGAGGUCCCAUCACACAUGUGGAGUACAAAGCUAGUUUUGGCCAGCUUGAAGUAUUUCGAGAGAAAAGCUUAUUGGUCUGGAUUAUUGGACAGAAGUUUCCCAAAUCAAUGGAAAUUAGUCUUUCUGGAACUAUAACUUUUGGAGCCAAGAACCAUGAAAAGCAGCCAUUUGACCAGAUUUGCAUCGGAGGUACAGCAUAUUUAAAGCUUCAUUUUAGGAUCUUAGAUUACACACUCACUGGAUGUUAUGUGGAUCAGCAUUCAGUUCAAGUUUUUGCAUCAGGAAAACCAAAAAUAAGUACACACCGGAAGCUAAUUUCUUCUGACUAUUACAUCUGGAAUUCUAAAGCUCCUGCUCCAGUAACAUAUGGAUCAUUAUUACUGUAACUGUCUCGUGUUUAAAUGGGAUUUAUACACUAGUAACAAUUUAAAUCAGUCUUUUAUUUUUAAUGUAUAUACACAUAACCUGUAAUUGAAAAUCAUUUAUUUAAUGAUAAAAUAUUCUUGUUCAAUGUUUUUAGUUUGAUUUAGUUUGAAAGAACAUUUUAAAAACUAAUGUAUCCAGUUUUUUUACCCUUGAUUUUACUUAAGUAUGAUUCAGAGCAUAAAAUCUAGUGAUUGACUUUCAGCUUAUUUUAGACUAGUCUUGACUUUCCUUGCUAUACGUGCUUCUUCCUGCCCCUGUGGCAGACAUGGCUAAUCACUCACAGCCGUCUUUCUCCAUUGGGCAUUCCUGGAUUUGGAAUCAGGCUCCUUCACAAUCCAGAGCUGCAGGCUGCCACUCCCAAUGGAUUGUAGAUGACAUGUAAAAUAAAAAAAACUAUUUGCUCUUGCAAACCUGAGUACUAAGUGCUAGUACAAUGCUUUGUUACAGAAUACCAGAGACCAAUUAGAAACAACUGUAAAUCUCUUGAGAAAAUAGCCAGUGAAAAUGAAGGAAAAUCGUUUAAAUAUAGUAACAUGUUUUUUAAUAAGAACUAUCCUACUGACUAAUAAAGAAUCUGCAUAAUUCUA